UACGCUUCACCCCCGCUGCACACACAGAUCCGCACUGUAUAUCAUCCACGCUGUAGUGACGAUGUCGCCGCUUCGAUUUUUAACUGGACUGAUGCCCAACCACCCCGAGGGUUUUACUGGCUUUUUCGCGAUUUCGUGACCAAGUACAGGGCUGAAUUCUUAAACGAACAGCAGCAGCAGGCCUUACGUGGUUCGAUCGCAAACUAAUCAAGCGGAAGAACAAUUAAAAAGUAAGAAAAAAAAAACGAAAAAAUAAAGGACAAAAACAAAGCCGGAGAGAAAGUAGCAAAGAAAGAUGCGCAGCACACGCCGACUCAAGUACUUCGAGAUGCAGGGCCCGGGCGAGCACACCCUGCUCAUACCACGGCUCGACUCGUUCGACGACGCGCUGCCCUACGUCGGCGACUUCGGCCGCUACCAGUUCUGGCUGCUGGCCGCUCUGCUGCCCUUCGGCAUCAGCUACUCCAUUCUGUACUUCUCGCAGAUAUUCCUGACGCUGGUGCCGCGCGAGCACUGGUGUCGCGUCGACGAACUGUUGGGGCCGUACCCGAGCCCCGAGGACAGGCGCAAAAUAGCCGUGCCCGCCAACGACAAGUAUCCUUAUUACGACACGUGCUCGCGAUGGGAUCUGAACUUUAGCGCGAUUCUCGGGCAGACGACGAUCGAGCCCAACUCGAGCCUGUGGCAAUUGGCCACGAACAACCGAACAGUCAAGUGCGAUCGAUGGGAGUACGACUUUAGCCAGAUACCGUACCCGAGCAUCGGUGCCGAGCUAGACUGGGUAUGCGAUCGGGGCUACCUCAUCUCCACGGCUCAGGCGAUCUUCUACACGGGCUCGAUCCUGGGCGGCUUCCUGUUCGGCUGGAUAGCCGACAACAAGGGCCGCAUACCGGCCCUGUGGCUGUGCACGGCGUGCGGGGUGGCGGGCAGCGUCGCCACAGCAUCCGCCGACUCGUUCUGGUCGUUCGCCCUCUGCCGAUUCGUCACCGGUCUCGCAUUCGACAACGUCAUUAGCAUACCACUCAUCAUCGUCGUCGAGUACAUGGGCGUGAGUCGACGCACCGUCGUGGUCAACAUAGCCUUCGGCCUGUACUUCGGGGUCGGCAGUACUCUGCUGCCGUGGUUGGCCUACUACAUCGCCGACUGGCGCCUGCUCAGCUACGUGAGCGCCGCUCCGCUGGCCUUCUGCCUCGUCACCCCCUGGAUCCUGCCCGAGAGCGCCAGGUGGUACGUUUCGAACAGAAGAUCCGACAAAGUCAUCGAGAAGCUCAAGAGGAUUGCGAGCGUGAAUGACGUCAGGCCGGAUCCGCACUUUUACGAUGUGUUUUACAGAAAUUUAAGCGCCAAAGAGGGUAAAAAGGAGACCGCGACGCUGCUCGACCUUUUCAGAACGCCAAGACUGGCCAGAAUAACAAUUAUCCUCACGUUAUUUUGGUCGCUAAUAUUGCUGGCAUUCGAUGGGCACGUUUACUCGCUCAAGCUGCUCGAGAGCUCGGUCUUUCUCUCGUUUUCGCUGGCCUGCGCGACCGAGCUGCCCGCGGCCCUGCUCCUUACCAUGGUGCUGGAUCGCUGGGGUCGGCGCUUUUGCGGCUUCGUCACCAUGGCCCUGACCACUGCCUUCACCAUCGCCGAGAUACUCGUCGAGUCGGGCGCGUGGAAACUGGUCAUGUCGAUAUUCGCACGAUUCACCCUGAACAUGGCGGCCAACGUGGGACUGCAGUACGCGGCCGAGCUGCUGCCUACCCCGGUGCGAGCCCAAGGCGUUGGUAUGAUUCACAUUUUCGGCAUUCUGGCGCACUCGGUGGCUCCCUACAUCAUCGACACGGUGGAAUGGUGGUCGGACAUGCCCAUGGCCAUCAUAAGCGCGAUCGCGUUCUUGUGCGCGAGUCUCGUGCUCUUUCUGCCCGAGACCCUGGGACACGAUCUGCCGCAGACUCUUCAGCAAGGCGAGGACUUUGGCAAGAAUCAACGAUUCUGGAGCAGUCCCUGCUGCAGUUCGUGUUACGCGAACGACGACGACGACCAAGAUAACGACGGCGUUAAAGGAGAUGUUCGUAAACAGCCAAAACGACGUCGAGACAAUUUUCCGAAUAAUUUCUCGUAUUGACGUUCGUUGCCGAAAGUCGUUUGAGAGUCGCACGCGUACGGGGCGAGAAGAGACAUUUGUGACAUUUGUAUAUCGAAGAGAUUUA
Trichogramma pretiosum is the source of this 2192-nucleotide messenger RNA. RefSeq names its product carcinine transporter-like. Gene Ontology annotation, cellular component: membrane. Gene Ontology annotation, biological process: transmembrane transport. Bases 296 to 2107 code for a protein of 603 amino acids. The transcript has 9 exons. NCBI's taxonomy places the organism in Eukaryota, Metazoa, Arthropoda, Insecta, Hymenoptera, Trichogrammatidae. Gene Ontology annotation, molecular function: transmembrane transporter activity. The record is from RefSeq and is a predicted model, not a curated record.